Messenger RNA from Anopheles nili, 1591 nucleotides. RefSeq lists its product as uncharacterized. NCBI's taxonomy places the organism in Eukaryota, Metazoa, Arthropoda, Insecta, Diptera, Culicidae. The record is from RefSeq and is a predicted model, not a curated record. The coding region runs from base 1 to 1524 and encodes 507 amino acids. The transcript has 7 exons.
AUGGGGCGAGAAGCAGCAUAUACCUCCAUUAAAUCGCGUUCCAAACCAGCGAUUUUUGUUCACUCAUUAGUGUCUAACCGAUUUAUCCGCAAAUAUGGCGUACUAUCGUUAAUCGUGUUGUUUGUGCUUGGGUUGCUGUACUACAGGAGAGUUUUAUUUGUAUGUAAUCCCCAUUUUCAGCAAACGUAUAUCCAUCAAACGCUUCCACUUUAUCAACGAUCCGUCAUGUUAGCGUUUGGGAAUAACACAUUCCCGAUGGUUGAAGACGAUGGCAAGGGUGAUCAUUGGCUUCCGAUUGGUGAUGAAUCUAAAAGAUUCAAAAUAUACUCAGCAUACUUUGAUCCACGGCUGGAAGUUGUUGAAUCCUACCUAGUGUCCGAUGGUUUUCUUCCCUUUGGGAGUAUUCGCGUAUUCGCGAUAUUGCCGUUCAAUGUUCGAAAACAGAAUGUGUUUUGCAACUUUAGAUCUGAUGAGUACUACAUAGCGCAACAUCGUGCUGACGAAGUAGAACCCGUGCAUGAGCAUUGGAAUAUGGAGUUUGCGGCCACUUAUGUGAUAUGUAAACUUGCCGGAAAUGUCACCAAACGCCAGGCUAGACUACCGGAUGAAGUAGCCCUUAGUUAUUUCGACGAACCAAGCAUGCGUGAAGCAACAAACUUUGUUCGUAUAAAAUACCCACUGACCGAUCGAUUAUUCCACUCGGCUCCGUCUCGAUCGCUAGCGGUUUGUGUGGGACCGCUACAUCACGAUUUUUCGAACGCUCUUCGAGUUGUUGAAUUUUUUGAAUACUAUCGCAUGAACGGGGCGGAACGCUUUUAUGUGUACAACAAAUCUGCUACCUCGGAGGUGAACGACGUAUUGCGAUAUUACCAACAAACCGGAUUGGUGCAGAUAUUGGACUGGCAUUUUGAAGGGUAUAAGUUCGAAAAAGAAUUACGUUACGAAGGUAUUUUUGUGGCACUGAAUGAAUGCUUUUAUCGCGCCACAGUGGCUGGAGGUUUCCGAUACACCGCGAUUGUAGACUUUGAUGAGCUACUUUUUGCAUCCGACGAAAACGAAACCCUUCUCGAGUACCUUCAAAGGAAAGAUCGAUACGACGUGCACUCGUUCAACUUCCAGUGUGUAUUUUUCUACGAUAUCUAUGCGCCCGAUUUUUCGCUCAUUCCUCCAUGGGCAAACAAUACUUACAUGUACACGCAGGUUCGUAAUGUACGCACCAAAAACCCCCUCUUGCACCACAAUCGUAGUAAGUAUGUGCUGAAGGGUCGCAACGUUCUAGAAGCUGGAAAUCAUAUGGUAUGGAAAGCAGUGAGAGACACCCACGAGUAUGCUGUACCAGAAGAAGAAGGCUUGUCAUUGCACUAUCGUGAUGGUAACCUUGGGUAUGAUUAUGAAAACGUUGUCAUCGAUAACCGCCUUCGUGAGCGCUUUGGUGAGAGGAUUUGGCGGACAGUGAAUGAAAAGUGCGCACAAAUUUUCCCCACUUCCGGUGUUUGCCCACUCGGGGCAGACUACCAUCAAUAGAAACCGUGUGCGAAGAGCUUUGGUUUGAAAUGUUUAUUACAAUCAUAAAUUACGUUUUGUUUACUAA